Messenger RNA from Elaeis guineensis (African oil palm), 1175 nucleotides. Its product is annotated as homeobox-leucine zipper protein HAT2. Gene Ontology annotation, molecular function: sequence-specific DNA binding; DNA-binding transcription factor activity, RNA polymerase II-specific. Gene Ontology annotation, biological process: regulation of DNA-templated transcription. NCBI's taxonomy places the organism in Eukaryota, Viridiplantae, Streptophyta, Magnoliopsida, Arecales, Arecaceae. The record is from RefSeq and is a predicted model, not a curated record.
CACCACCAGAUACUCCCCACUUCUAUAUAAAAUUCCGUUCCUACUCAUUUCCUUGUGUCUUCAUAUGAGAUUUUGAGUUAUGGAGGUAGCUUCGUCGGCCUGUAAUGGUGACUGUAGCAGUAGUAAACAAAGCAGGGCCAGCAGGCAAGAGCCUAACUUGAUGGACAAAGAUGGAGGGGCACUGAUGAUCCACCCCUCCCUCCAACUCGAAUUGAAGAUCUCAUGGCUUGCCGAGACCGACUUAGAAGGGAAUAUUGAUGAAGCCAAAUCUCGACGAGGCCUCAAUGUGAAGGAGGCCACUAGAGAUGCAGAUGAUACUUGUGAUGAUAUGAAGCCCUCAUCUUCAACUUCUCACAGCAUGACUGCAGAGAGAGGUUUCGAGCAAUGUCGUAAUGGUGGUAAAGGUGAGGGAGGCAAAGGUGGAAAGAAGCUAAGGCUAUCCAAAGAACAGUCUUCUUAUCUGGAAGAGAGGUUUAAGGAGCACACCACCCUCAAUCCGAAACAAAAGCUUGCAAUAGCUAGGAGGCUAAAUCUCCGGCCUCGGCAAGUAGAAGUGUGGUUUCAAAACCGAAGAGCCCGAACAAAGCUCAAGCAGACUGAGGUGGACUAUGAAUACUUGAAACAAUGGCGUGAGUAUCUAACCGAAGAGAACCGAAGGCUCCAUAAGGAGAUUCAGGAGCUCAAAUCUUUCGAAUCUCCAAUCCAAAAUGUUUAUCACUUCAUGCAACCGACGAUGCUAACUAUCUGCCCUUCAUGUCAGCAUGCUAUCGGUCUUCAGAAAAAUUGGUAGCUUCGAUGACAGACAAGUACCAUAGACUGGCCUGUUAGGGUUUAUAAUUGGUUUGCAACAAGUUAGAAUCACGGAAUUUAGGAGUUUUAGAUUUAGGGAAGUGUUAAGUGGCUUGGAGAAGGCUUGUUAUAGCAGUUCCUCUGUUGUAAUUAUUAUUAUGAAGAGCAACUUUUGAUUAGAGUACAGGAGGCUGAGCAAGGCCCCAUGGCUGUUGUCAUUGGCUUUAGGUGCAAUUUGACGAGCCCUGCUUGGAAUGAUCAGGCUCGGUGGUGGUGGGCCGAGUCAUUCCUCUAGCCAAGCUUGGACCGACCAGCUUUUAACAUGGAUAAAUUUUAAUACAAUUUAUAUUAUAUUUGUAGCAAUGUAUAAAGAUAUUUCACAAAUG